AUGGCAUCAUUUGAUUUUGUCAGAGACAAAUUAACUGAGUGGAACCACAGUGACUUUAUUCAGAGGUUUGAAGGUGAAGAUAUUUGUGAUGUAUUAUUAUACAUUGUAUAAUACAUUCUGUAAUAGUUAGUAAAGAUAUCACCUCAAUUGUAAACAUGUAUGCUUAUUUGUUAAUUUGAUACAGUCAUUCUUAUUGUCUGAUAUUAAUAUGCCUAAAAUGUAUAUUUCCUGAUUUUCAGAUGAAGAAAUUGAUGAAGAAGGUUUCCUCUCCCUUGAGGAGACUGACCUCAUCAACUUGAUCCCAAAAACAGGACCAAGGUCUAGAUUUAGAAAAAAAUACAACACAUUUCUGAAGGUACUUUACAAACUAGGUGUACAAUAACUACUGUUACACAGAGUGACUGGGUAUGGUCUAUAUCAGUACUGCAUCAGUAGUGCAGAAUAAACUGUUUGCAUUUAGUUCUCAGCUGUGACAUUGUCCACUGUACUGGCAUAUUUUUUACAGUUUACAAAUGUCUUAUCAUAACAGGAGAUUUAGUGUUACCCAUGUAGGAUCUUAAUUUGAGUCAGUUUGCUACAGCAUGAAAAUAAUCCUGCAGCAACAGGAAAUGUGAAUUAUUAAUGGACAUUUUUGUAGAGUUUGAUACAUUUUUCGAAAGGGAAAAUCAAGUGUGAAAUUUCAAAGUGUAAACAAUUAUUUUUUUUAAGGAGCCUUUUUAAACCUCAAAUACACUACAAGUUUUAAAUGUCCUGCAUUGCAGCAACACAUACAUUUACGUCAUUUAGCAGACGCUCUUAUCCAGAGCGACUUACAGUUAGUGCAUACACAUUUUGUAUUUUAUUUUUUAAAUAUUUAUUUUCAUACUGACCAUGGGAAUCGAACCCACAACCCUGGCGUUGCAAACACCAUGUUCUACCAACUGAGCUACAGCUACACAAUGUUAGCCUGUGUUCUAACUGCAGUCUGAAAUGUUAUUGUACCUUUCUUGUUCUUUGCUUUACAACUGAGAGUAGCAUGACCACAUUUAAAAUACCCAAAUGCGGGACAAAAGGAUGAUUUUGCGGGGCAUUCGAGUGACAGUGUAGCCUACAUGUAGCUGCACCGAAUGAGCUAAUUGAAGCGCGCCUAUAGGCUACUCCUUUGCCUCGCGCAAAAUUUGGUCAUGCAGAAACGAGAGACCAAAUGUGUGUAUAUUUUAUGAAAAUCUAGGAAUACUUGGCCAAGGAAACAUUUCUGGUUGGUCUCAGGGAAUGUAAAACAGUUAGGAAGGGAGACUUUGAAAACCGAUUGUGUGAAGUAGCAGCAAAUAUGUUAAAUGAGCUUAAUGAACAUAUAGAACCUUACAAGUUAGACAAAAUCAACAAUUAUCUUUUCAGUUUACAUACUUUUGUAGCUCUUCGUCAGAAGCAUGCUUUUUUAACUCCAAGUUUUGGUGGAAUUUAGACCAAAAGGAUUAGACAAAUGUGAUUGGUUGAAGAUAUGACAUUGGCCUUGCGCUGCGGAGAAUAUCAGAUCCCAACAACUGUUGGAGAAGUGUUUAACAUCACCAGAACCACAUCCUUAUGAUAACUUGUCAAAAUAGAAACGUGACUGCAAACAGAGAUCUGUAUAUAAUGACGAGAUGCUCAUGUUUCCACCCUAACAAUGGGAGUCGUUGUCCCAAAGGCGGGAAGGCAGACAAAAAAGCUUAGGUCCAAAAUAAGCCCAUAGAAACGCAUUGAGCUUAUUUUGGACAGAUUUUGAUGAGUGAGACCUCUUGCUUUGCCUCUUCUUCUCUGCUGCAAAAGAGACAUGUUGGAAUGCCUGACUGAAAUACUGAACAAAUCGACCUUUGUUGUAAAUGAGUUGUGUUAGAAUUGUUUUUAUAAAAUGCGGGACAUGAUUUUUUGGUUGAGGAACGCGGGCCAAAAGGCCAAAAUGCAGAACUGUCCCGAACAAUCCGGGACAUGUGGUCACCCUAACUGAGACAUCUAAUGUUUUCUAACUGCAGAAACUGCAGCAACCCAAUGAUGACAAGAACAUUCAAGAGGCCACUUCUUUAUCAGCCUCCAAGAGUUCCUCAGGAAAUGUACGAUCUUUGCCCUCCUCUAUAACCAUUUACAUGAAACCUCAGCCCUAAAGUACAAUUAAUUAACUAAACCAAAUGCAUCGUUUUUAAUUUAGAUAAGCAUACAGACCUUUAUAUUUGUCACCCCUAUAACCCAACAUGGUAUCUGUCCCCAGGUUACUGGUGAGAUGGUCAAUCAAGAGCCUUGUCAAAAGGCCAUCAAAACCCCCCUCAGAAAUGAACCUUCUAAAUGCCCAGAGACUAAAAGGUAAGGAACACAUCAUUCCUUUAUUCAUCACUGACUACAUAUAAUGUCCCGUUGGCGUGGACAAAAUGACAAUUGUUGUGACUCUUUCGCCAGGUCAAUGGAUAAACCCUUUGGUAAACCUGGAGGAAGUGUGCCCGUAACCGACACCUCUGGAGUGGGAGAAACAGUGUAUGACCAGGUGGGUAAAAACUAGAGCUCAUUUAUCUGUGGUCACAACUAAGGCAGGGGUCAGUGGUGAUCCCAAGGCAUCACUUCUUGGAAUGUUUCAUGCCAUUUAACAGAGAUGUACUAUCAUACAUUAAGAUAUCAGUGCACUCCAGAGGGACUAAGUUAAUAGCAAUCAAAUGCAAUUAUUAAGCGCUUUAUAUUUCAGUCACUCUUAUGCAGAACAAUUUACAGGAGGAGCAAAUAGGGUUAAGGUUCUCGCUCAAGGGCAAGUGCUUUUUCACCUAGUCGGCUUGGGGAUUCAAACCAGCAACCUUUCAGUUACUCACCCAAUGCUCUUAACCGCUAGGCUACCUGCCACUUUCUCAUAGUCGCAACGCUAUACAACAUAGCCAACAUCUAAUCUAAUCUACAAACAACAUCAGUCAAAGGUAAUCAGUGAAAACAACAUACAGGAAGAGACCAAAAUUAUUAAAGAAAAUGCAUCUCAAACUAAAGCAAUUGUGCUUUUGUGGAAUGAUUCCUUUGUUAACCUGUUGAUUAUCUAUGUGUUUCUUCAGAGUGAACCCUCAACCAGUAAGAUACCCCCUCUUCAAGUGAAUAUCCCAGGUAAAAAGCACAGAUGUUUCAGAUUUACACGUUCAGAAAAACAAUGCAAAAAUACUAGUUUUAGAAGAUGACAACGAGAAACUUGUAAAGUGAUACUAUAUUUAUUUAUUUUCAAAAAAAUGUAAUACAAAUUACUCAGUUAAUCAUAAGUCAUACUAUUGAAUAAUGAGAGACACUUGCAAGUACCCUUUGUUCCAUGUACCAUAUGCAUAGAGUAAGUAGACAAUUUGAAAUAGUCCUCUGUAGCUCAAUUGGUAGAGCUUGGCGCUUGUAACACCAGGGUAGUGGGUUCGAUCCCCGGGACCACCCAUACGUAAAAAUGUAUGCACGCAUGACUGUAAGUCGCUUUGGAUAAAAGCGUCUGCUAAAUGGCAUAAUAUAUUAGAUUUUUUUCACCGACUGAUACAACUCAUUUCCAUAACAUCAUUGGCUAUAAUGAGAUUGGAAGAUCUGUGACUGCUGUUGGAUGAUAUGUGUAUUAAUUAAUAAAAUACUUUCCAAUUGUUUCCAGGCAAAAGGAAAUCUGAUGAGACCCAUGCUAACAAACAAACAAAGAAACGACAACGUGGUGCUGCUUCCAGAAUAACUGAAACAUUUGGUAUGUGGAUGGUGUUUAUAUGGACCACAAUCAUUUUAACCCUUUACACUUGUGGUAAUUUACCUAUAUGGAUAGGGCUUAAUUGAAAUGUUCUUACAUACGCAUAACCAUGGUAGCAGUUAAAAGGGAAGAGUUAGGAGAUUAUGGGAAAAUUAUUAGACUAAAGGUGAUGACACAACAGUACACCUGACACAUAAUAAUAAUAAUAUGCCAUUUAGCAGACGCUUUUAUCCAAAGCGACUUACAGUCAUGACUGAAUUCAAACAUUAUACUGAUUGAUUGUAUGUGCAUUUUACGUUUGCUGUACUAUUUGCCGCAUUUGUUGAUAACGAAAUCAAAACAAUUAUCUGGAUACAUUUAUUAACGUGAUAAGAAUAAUCUUGGAAUAUUUGGGGUAGGUGCAACAUAAGACAAAACAUUCUAAGGCUUUGAGUGGCCACACGCCUCUCCAAAAUGUGCUCAGUUCCUAAGUAAUUUCAAUGUACUUUUAUGACUGAAAGAAUAGUCUUCAACGAUAAGGUGCUUUUUUGAGCUCUACUAGCUGUGCCGUUGAGGAACUAGCGCAAGCACACUAGCAGUUUUUUCUGUGGAAAACAGCCCUUCAUCCCAUGAUCACACAAUUACUGAUGUUUACGCGAUCCAAAAACGGUCCAUUAUAAAUCGCAAUCUGGGUCAGGUCGGCAUCAUUUGAAAGCUUGUUCUAUUGCCAACAUGACUAGCUAAAUAAUAUAUAAAAUAUGAUAUCACAAUGUUAGGCUUUCACAAGGCCAUUCAGAGUAGACAUGGUUAUUUGAGUGGAGUACUCCUUUAACUCAACACAUGCUGUAAGUUCUUCUAACAUCCGCAUACAGCAAAAGGUUAUGUCAGUUUAUGAUAUAGCAGAUCUGAAUGCCACUCUUCAUUCCUAAUUUUUUCCCUGUAAUAUAUUUUCCACCUUUAUAAACACGUUGUGUUUAACUCUGGCAGAAAUUGAAACCAAGACAGAGGUGAAGAAGAUCAUGCAACGUGUCAAAAGCAAACUUGAUGAUCUGCCUUCUACAAAACUCAUUGACUUCCUCAGGUAUGCAUUUUUAAAUGUGGAGAGAAAACACAUGGAGAGAGACGCGUACAGGCCACUAAAUUGCUUUAAUUCUUUUCUUCUUUAAUUUCUAACAGAGGUAAAAUCCAAACGUUGGAGAAAGAAAAAAAAGAGAUAGUGGGUGUUUUUGGGAAGACUGGAGCUGGUAAGAGCUUCUUGAUUAACACCAUCUUGGGUGAAACGAAAUUGCUGCCCUUUGGAAACCAAGGGGCGUGCACCUCGGUCAUGAUUCAGGUGGAGGCCAAUAUGACAGACUCGGACUCAAAAUACAUCGCAGAGAUUGAGUUCAUGACAGAGGAGGUAACAGCAUCUGUUUCAUCUGUUUAUAUCCUAAUCUCACAAUGUUUUGGAAGUGGUGUCAUGAUGAACAGUACAAUUAAUGAAAGGCUUCUUUGAAACAUAUCAAGGUUACUAAGUCUAAGAUCUGAAUCAAGGUUUGUCAUUGACCCAAUAUACACCUUGCUUUAAAAGAAGAAGCAACAAUAUAAGAAACAACAAUACAAUGUAUCUCACUAUAAAAACUGGUCCUCUUAAAUCUUUAUUCCAGGUUGCACAUAAAAAUAUUUAAGGGAUAGUUUGCUAUGCCCAUACAGUCAUGCCAAGCAUAAGGAUGUCUUAAAUGGGAGGGAAAAGUGAGAUCCAAACACAGUUGUAAUUGCUAUUAAAACCAGGUGUAAUUACAAGUAAAUGUGAGGCCAAUGUUUGGAAUGUAAUCCUAUCACAGCUGUUCGGAUAGGGAUAAUGCAAGUCAGAGUGUACAGUUUCUUAUACAGUAUGUGUUUUGGAAACUCAAUUAGGAGUAUGUUCCAGGUGUUAUGGUAUAGAUAGGUAGAUUAGUGGUAGGUCACAGAUAGACACUACACUUUCACUUCCACACCUCAUCCCUAGGGGCAGUAGCAACCGGGUCCAGGUGCUGUGCCAGGCUUGUUGAUUAUCAUAAUACAAAAAUCCCCAUCAAAACCCAUCUGUUUAAGCUAGAGAUGCUUGGGCUGCGUCUCAAUCCACUGCGUCCGCCAAUGUCGGCCUUCCGCAUCUUCGGUGGAAGGUGGCAGAGCUACAACAGUAUUGGUCGGACCAGAAGAGAUCCCAAAAAUUGGUAUUCUCGUGAAAACGUCUGUAGCGUCCGAACGGUUUGGGCUAAAAACUCGAUGGUGUUCUCCGUUUUGCUCUUCUACCCCCACAAGCUUCACAUGACUCAUCUGAAGUCGGUACCGCUGAUGUGCCAGCUAAUGUUUGUAGAGUGCGAACGGUUUGGGCUACAAACUAAUAUGACUCCACCAUCGACAGCUGAGACUCUCAUGAACACAAUACAACGGCGCCCACAAGCUUUACAAGACUUGUCUGAAGUUAACCGGUGAAAAAAAUGAAUGGAAGUAUCAAAGUAGUUUUGUGCUGAAUCAUGUUUUUAUAUGUUUUUUUUUUAUACCUACAGGAGUAAAAAAAAAAAAAAAAAAAAAAAAGCUAAAUUAUCCAUGGUAUGACCAUUUUAAGACAAUUCCAUAUGGCCUAGGACCCCUAGACAUUACAUUGCUAGUGUAGCGUUAAAGUAGGCUGGCUAGGUGGUUUCGUAACACUUAGCUGGCAAAUAGAGAUACAUUAUGUAUUACACAUUUGUUACGGUUUGACAUUUUUAUUAGGAAUGGAAAGAGGAGCUGUGGUCCAUCUUCAGAGACAGAUCUUAUGAGGAUGGAAAUGAUGAAGACCAGGAAAGGGAUGACGACGACGAUGAUGAUGAUAAGAUAUCAUCUUUGUAUGGAAAGGAUGGACGUGGGGCAACCUUAGAAGAACUAAUGGACAGGAAGCACUUCAGAGAAAUUCCAGAGUUCCGUUUAUCAGUCAAGAAAAGAUUUCUAUGUGACACAGUAAGUUACUGUCAUGCUAGUUCACUUCUGUGACGAUUGUGUAAUUUUGUGAAAAAAUCAUUUGGUUAAAAAAUCAUUUUAGGUCGGCAACCAGGUCUGAUUGCAAAUGACUACAUCUGUUAGGUUCUGAUAUUUGUCAAAGUGUUAUUUUUAUAUAUUUUUUUUAUCAAUGCAUGUAAUGAUGCUUUAUUACAUUACAGGCUGAAGAACUCUCUGAAAAGAUAACUUGUUACACACGGAGUGACACACAGAGUGAUACAUUUAAAAGGCAGUAUUGGCCGCUUGUGAAGUGUAUAACCAUCAAGGUGCCAAACUCCAAAGACCUGCUGGAGCAUGUUGUGCUGGUUGAUCUUCCAGGCAAUGGAGACUGCAACAAGAGCAGAGAUGAGAUGUGGAAAUCGGUAAUUAUUUAUAAUUCUUAUUGAUGAUCCCAUGUUCUGUUUAGAAUUGUAUUCAUGCAACUUCUAAUUUGGUUGGUGUUAGAUCAACAUCCUAGGUAUCAAUAUCACAGGUACAGGGCCAAAUGGCUGGCUACAGUGAGGGAAAAAAGUAUUUGAUCCCCUGCUGAUUUUGUACGUUUGCCCACUGACAAAGAAAUGAUCAGUCUAUAAUUUUAAUGGUAGGUUUAUUUGAACAGUGAGAGACAGAAUAACAACAACAAAAAUCCUGAAAAACGCAUGUCAAAAAUGUUAUAAAUUCAUUUGCAUUUUAAUGAGGGAAAUAAGUAUUUGACCCCCUCUCAAUCAGAAAGAUUUCUGGCUCCCAGGUGUCUUUUAUACAGGUAAGGAGCUGAGAUUAGGAGCACACUCUUAAAGGGAGUGCUCCUAAUCUCAGUUUGUUACCUGUAUAAAAUACACCUGUCCACAGAAGCAAUCAAUCAAUCAGAUUCCAAACUCUCCAUCAUGGCCAAGACCAAAGAGCUCUCCAAGGAUGUCAGGGACAAGAUUGUAGACCUACAGAAGGCUGGAAUGGGCUACAAGACCAUCGCCAAGCAGCUUGGUGAGAAGGUGACAACAGUUGGUGCGAUUAUUCGCAAAUGGAAGAAACACAAAAUACCUGUCAAUCUCCCUCAGCCUGGGGCUCCAUGCAAGAUCUCACCUCAUGGAGUUGCAAUGAUCAUGAGAACGGUGAGGAAUCAGCCCAGAACUACACGGGAGGAUCUUGUCAAUGAUCUCAAGGCAGCUGGGACCAUAGUCACCAAGAAAACAAUUGGUAACACACUACGCCGUGAAGGACUGAAAUCCUGUAGUGGCCGCAAGGUCCCCCUGUCUCAAGAAAGCACAUAUACAGGCCGGUCUGAAGUUUGCCAAUGAACAUCUGAAUGAUUCAGAGGAGAACUGGGUGAAAGCGUUGUGGUCAGAUGAGACCAAAAUCGAGCUCUUUGGCAUCAACUCAACUCGCCGUGUUUGGAGGAGGAGGAAUGCUGCCUAUGACCCCAAGAACACCAUCCCCACCGUCAAACAUGGAGGUGGAAACAUUAUGCUUUGGGGGUGUUUUUCUGCUAAGGGGACAGGAGAACUUCACCGCAUCAAUGGGACGAUGGACGGGGCCAUGUACCGUCAAAUCUUGGGUGAGAACCUUCUUCCCUCAGCCAGGGCAUUGAAAAUGGGUCAUGGAUGGGUAUUCCAGCAUGACAAUGACCCAAAACACACAGCCAAGGCAGCAAAGGAGUGGCUCAAUAAGAAGCACAUUAAGGUCCUGGAGUGGCCUAGCCAGUCUCCAGACCUUAAUCCCAUAGAAAAUCUGUGGAGGAAGCUGAAGGUUCGAGUUGCCAAACGUCAGCCUCGAAACCUUAAUGACUUGGAGAAGAUCUGCAAAGAGGAGUGGGACAAAAUCCCUCCUGAGAUGUGUGCAAACCUGGUGGCCAACUACAAGAAACAUCUGACCUCUGUGAUUGCCAUCAAGGGUUUUGCCACCAAGUACUAAGUCAUGUUUUGCAGAGGGGUCAAAUACCUAUUUCUCAUUAAAAUGCAAAUCAAUUUCUAACACUUUUGACCUGCGUUUUUCUGGAUUUUGUUGUUGUUAUUCUGUCUCUCACUGUUCAAAUAAACCUACCAUUAAAAUUAUAGACUGAUAAUUUCUUUGUCAGUGGGCAAACGUACAAAAUCAGCAGGGGAUCAAAUACUUUUUUCCCUCACUGUAUAUCUAUGUAUUUUAGUUUCUUUAUAUUUAUCUACAAUUGAUUUAUCUAGAAUUGAUUAAUAUAUACAUGUUAUGUAGGCUUAUGAAAGCUAUAUAUGUUAUGAAUAAUAUAUUGUGUAUAUUACACCUUUACUGUUGGACCGUUCUAAGUUAAUGUUACACUUCUACAGUUUGUUGGAAACUGCUCUGCUGUGUGGAUUAUAAGUGGCAUUGCACGAGCAUCUUCAGAAAAGGAAUCAUGGGAGAUUUUAGACAGCACCGUUAGCCUCUUUGGACCUGGUGGAGAAUGUCGAAGCAUCAGUUUCAUCUGCACCAAGACAGACGAGGACAUUCAAAACGAUGAUGCACGUACCUGUAUUUUGCGCAGAAAUAAAACAACCAAGAAGCAAGUGAGGGAAAAGUUCAGCAAACAAAGAUUAAUUAAGGUAAAUUACAUCUGACAUAAAGGAGAAUUCUGUGGUUUGACAACAUGCACAUAUGUUGUAAUGGUUAAGAUAUAGGAAUUUCAUGGAAUUCCAUGAGAGCAAGAUUAGUAAAGCUAUUCAUUAGACAUAUUUUAUGUCUAAUAAGACAACAAAACAAUAGAUUGAAACAAUAGCUGUCCCCAUAGGAGAACCCUAUUUGGUCCGAAGUAAAACCAUUUUUGGUUCGAAGUGGAACCAUGUAGAACCCUUUGUGGAAAGGGUUCUACAUGGAACCCAAAAGGGUUCUACUUGGAACCAAAAGGGUUCUACCUGGAACCAACAAGGGUUCUUCAAAAGGUUAUCCUAUGGGGACAGCCAAACAACCCUUUUAGGUUCAAGAUAACACCUUUUUCUACGUGUGUAGGUACUUCUUUUUAUUUAUAAUAAGGUAAGACAAUUGUUCUAAUCUGGUAUUUAUCAGUCAUAUUCUUCUAAAUCCAGCUUUGUAUUUGAUUAAUUUAAUUUAGUUGAAGCACAACUCCUUGUAUGAGCAUAAUGAAUAUACAUUUUUUGACCUUGCAAGAUGUCAGUGUGUGGACAUUAUUGAAUUGGCUGUCAUUGUCUCAUAAACACCUUUCAGAAACACUUCAGUGGGGGAAAGGAUUUCCUUCAGGUGUUUACUGUGAGUUCCAUGGAAUACCAAAAGGAAAAGCAUUUGCAACAAGAAGAGACAGGUACGAUAACUGAACGUGUUUUUUGAUUCUACGACAUAGAGACGGAUUAUAUCUAAUUGUUUCCUGUUAUCAUAUACUUAUGCUUUCUUUGAGAUACUUUGUGUGUAUUGUAUUAUGUUGUAAACUGCUUUACAUAGCAACACACUUCACCUAAGCAGCACACCUAUUUGAAUAUGACCUGUAGUAUCUGUGAAAUUGAAACAUGCAAAAUGUCCUAGUCAAGAACAACUCCAAGUGUACCCUGGACCAUAUGAUAGUCAAUAAUGCAUGUUCUUUUUUUCUCCAAACUAUUUUGGGUAGUGUGUAUACCUACAGCAUGCUAAGCUAUCCUCAUGUCCUCUGAAAUAUUUCACUCUAUUGUAAGCAGACUUAUCUUCUAGGCGAAGAACAUCUUUCUCUUUUGACCACUACUACAGUGGGGGAAAAAAGUAUUUAGUCAGCCACCAAUUGUGCAAGUUCUCCCACUUAAAAAGAUGAGAGAGGCCUGUAAUUUUCAUCAUAGGUACACGUCAACUAUGACAGACAAAAUGAGGAAAAAAAAUCCAGAAAAUCACAUUGUAGGAUUUUUAAUGAAUUUAGUUGCAAAUUAUGGUGGAAAAUAAGUAUUUGGUCAAUAACAAAAGUUUCUCAAUACUUUGUUAUAUACCCUUUGUUGGCAAUGACACAGGUCAAAUGUUUUCUGUAAGUGUUCACAAGGUUUUCACACACUGUUGGUGGUAUUUUGGCCCAUUCCUCCAUUCAGAUCUCCUCUAGAGCAGUGAUGUUUUGGGGCUGUCGCUGGGCAACACAGACUUUCAACUCCCUCCAAAGAUUUUCUAUGGGGUUGAGAUCUGGAGACUGGCUAGGCCACUCCAGGACCUUGAAAUGCUUCUUACGAAGCCACUCCUUUGUUGCCCGGGUGGUGUGUUUGGGAUCAUUGUCAUGCUGAAAGACCCAGCCACGUUUCAUCUUCAAUGCCCUUGCUGAUGGAAGGAGGUUUUCACUCAAAAUCUCACGAUACAUGGCCCCAUUCAUUCUUUCCUUUACACGGAUCAGUCGUCCUGGUCCCUUUGCAGAAAAACAGCCCCAAAGCAUGAUGUUUCCACCCCCAUGCUUCACAGUAGGUAUGGUGUUCUUUGGAUGCAACUCAGCAUUCUUUGUCCUCCAAACACGACGAGUUGAGUUUUUACCAAAAAGUUCUAUUUUGGUUUCAUCUGACCAUAUGACAUUCUCCCAAUCCUCUUCUGGAUCAUCCAAAUGCACUCUAGCAAACUUCAGACGGGCCUGGACAUGUACUGGCUUAAGCAGGGGGACACGUCUGGCACUGCAGGAUUUGAGUCCCUGGCGGCGUAGUGUGUUACUGAUGGUAGGCUUUGUUACUUUGGUCCCAGCUCUCUGCAGGUCAUUCACUAGGUCCCCCCGUGUGGUUCUGGGAUUUUUGCUCACCGUUCUUGUGAUCAUUUUGACCCCACGGGGUGAGAUCUUGCUUGGAGUCCCAGAUCGAGGGAGAUUAUCAGUGGUCUUGUAUGUCUUCCAUUUCCUAAUAAUUGCUCCCACAGUUGAUUUCUUCAAACCAAGCUGCUUACCUAUUGCAGAUUCAGUCUUCCCAGCCUGGUGCAGGUCUACAAUUGUGUUUCUGGUGUCCUUUGACAGCUCUUUGGUCUUGGCUAUAGUGGAGUUUGGAGUGUGACUGUUUGAGGUUGUGGACAGGUGUCUUUUAUACUGAUAACAAUUUCAAACAGGUGCCAUUAAUACAGGUAACGAGUGGAGGACAGAGGAGCCUCUUAAAGAAGAAGUUAAAGGUCUGUGAGAGCCAGAAAUCUUGCUUGUUUGUAGGUGACCAAAUACUUAUUUUCCACCAUAAUUUGCAAAUAAAUUCAUAAAAAAUCCUACAAUGUGAUUUUCUGGAUUUUUUUCUUCUCAAUUUGUCUGUCAUAGUUGACGUGUACCUAUGAUGAAAAUUACAGGCCUCUCUCAUCUUUUUAAGUGGGAGAACUUGCACAAUUGGUGGCUGACUAAAUCCUUUUUUCCCCACUGUAAGUGCUGAAUCCUGACUUGAGAUCUGUAUGCAUAACUAGGAUUAUGCCCAUAAUCAAAAACUGAAACAGAAAUAGGAAAAUUUUGUGAUAAAAACUUGAAUCCAGGAUCAAUAAUAGCUUCAAAAUAACACUGACACCAACCAAAGGAAGAAAUACAUCCAUUUUUUUACUGAUGUUGCAGAAAUACCCAAACUUCAGGAAUUUCUCAGAAAUCUCAAUGAUCAUCAUAAAAAGACUUCAGAUUAUGUUUCUGGAGCCUAUGGGAUCCUCUCAUUGAUACAAGGAGCCAAAAGCAGUGACAUGGUAUUGUACUUCCAGCAGAACAAACUUUUUUCUCAUAAUUAACACACUCCUUGCAUGUGAAUAUAUUUGUUACAGUGCUUUGAAAAAGUAUUUGCCCCCUUUCUGAUUUUCUCUGUUUUUGCAUAUUUUUUAUACUGAAUAUUAUCAGAUCUAGAACCAAAACCUGAUAUUAGAUAAAGGGAACCUGAGUUUGCAAAUAACAAAAAAAUUUGAUACUUAUUUUAUUUAUUGAAUUAACCAAGUUAUGCAACACCCAAUUCCUGUGUGAAAAAGUAAUUAUCUCCUUACACUCAAUAACUGGUUGUGUCACUUUUAGCUGCAAUGACUGCAACCAAAUGCUUCCUGUAGUUGUUCAUCAGUCUCUCACAUUGCUGUGGAGGAAUUGUGGCCCAUUCUUGCAUACAGAACUGCUUUAACUCAGCGACUUUUGUGUGUUUUCAAGCAUGAACUGCUUGUUUCAAGUCCUGCCACAACAUCUCAAUUGGAAUUAGGUCUGGACUUUGUCUAGGCCAUUCCAAAACUUAAAAUGUGUUGCUUUUGCACCAUUUUCAUAUAGACUUGAUUGUGUGUUUUGGAUCAUGGUCUUGCUGCAUGACCCAGCUGCAUAUCAGCUUCAGCUCACAGACGAAUGGCCUGACUUUAUCCUGUAGAAUUAUCUAAUUCAGAGCAGAAUUCAUGGUUCCUUCUAUUAAGGCAAGUUGUCCAGGUCCUGAGGCAGUAAAGCAUCCCAAAACCAUCACACUACCACCACCAUCCUUGACCGUUAUGAGGUUCUUACUGGGACCAAUCUCGUCCAAAAAGUUAACUAAAGUUUGCCAAAAAGCACCUGGAAGCACCUGGAUGAUCAUCAAGACUCUUUUUGGACAACAUGGGUCCCAUUACGUCUGGCAAAAACCGAAACCUGCAUUCCACAAUAAGAAUCAUUUACCAACGGUCAAGCAUUGUGGUGGUAGUGUGAUGGUUUGUGGAUAGCUUGCUGCCUCAGGACCUGGACGACUUGCCUUAAUAGAAGGAACCAUGAAUUCUGCUCUGUAUCAGAGAAUGUCAGGCCAUCCGUCUGUGAGUAAAGAACAUUUGAAAUGGGGCAAAUACUUUUUCACAGCACUGUAUAUUGAUUAUGUUGAGUUUGGAUUUCAGACAGACAGCAAAGAAGAGGUGUGCCAGGUUCUGGAACAGAGGCUCAAGGAGGAGAUCAAGUUCAUUGGUCAAACUAUGGAUGACGCUUAUAAGGAUUUUGAACAAUGCCUCUCAGAAGGAGUUAAACAGUCAGAAGAAUCAUGCGAGAAAUUAAUGAAUAAAGUGAUAGCACCAGUAAGCUACUUAAAAAAAACUUUAAUAGCCGCUUUUCCACUGUCACCCUAUAUACGUGCUAGCCAGUUUGUGCUAGCGCCAGAGAAGCUGAAAAUCAAGAGACUUAACCAGGAUUCCAAAAUCGAAUUGAUUACUUCUUGUAACUCACAUUAGCUUGAGAUAGAUUCAGACUGAAGUAAAUGGGAGAGUAAUCUCUCGUGUAUAGACGCACGUAACAUAACUGGUGUUGGCAGCGUUUGUCAACAGACUGUGGUGUACGAUGACUAACGAGGAACGUUGUUCUGGUGAGCAGAUAUUUAAUCACUGAUCAUUUGGACAAAUCACAAUUUUGCGGGUGUUCGCAUCGUUCUAAUUUUGGAAGGGGGGGGGGGGACAUUUGGCCCAUAGACUUGCCUGUAAUUUACAAAGAAAGGGGGGUGGAGCUACCACUCUGGUUCCUCUUCUCAUUCUAGUAUAUUUUGGAUCAAGUCUGCUCCCAGAAUUAAAACAAACAUCGGACGCAAUUAUGCAAGGUUUCAGUUAUGGGUGGGAGCAGACUAUACUAACCAACAGUCCUGGCAACCUCUCAUUACGCAUACCUGGUAACCCUCAUUACGCACACCUGCCCCCCAUCAUGAGGCACACCUGGACUUCAUCACUACCCUGAUUACUUCCCCUUUAUCUAGCACUUCGUUGUUAUCACCCACCAGGCAAUAUUGUUUAUGUUUCCAUGUUAGACGCUGCACUUGUUUUGUAUCGUUCCAUGGUCUUCGUCAUUAAACUCACUAACUGUACUUGCUUCCUGACUCUCUGUGUCUACGUUACAGCGAGAGAGAGACUGAGAGUGGUACGUUAUUAUAUACAUUAAAUUAUUGUGUGUUGAGUCUCUCUAUUUUCAAAUUUCUCUGGCGGUAGCAUGCAUUGUCACCCACAGAUAUAGGCUUGCACAAUAGUGGAAAAGCAGCUAUUGAUAAAUACUUAUGCUUGACAGAUUUCCAAUGAUGUGCUGUUAAAAACGUUGAAUAUAUUUCAAUUUUUUAUUCCCAGAGAGGGAAAAAAGGCAGUGGAUAUCAUAAAGUAGUGAAGACCUUAUGCAAGAAUGGCGGCGUUUAUAAACCAAAAGGGAAAAAGGAAAUAAACCUUAAUGAGAGUUUAGCCUCAUGUAUGAGAAGUCUCAUUGAUGAAGAGUUUAAGAGAUAUUUCCCGUAAGUCAUUCAAUCAUUAUCAGUAAAAACAAAAACAAAAAACAAAUUAACACUGAGAUUCAAUCAAAUCUGGUAACCAUACUUCUGAUUUGGAUAUACUGUGUUUCAGAAACGAGGGCAAACGUGGCCCAAUCAGGGAGCGGAUUGAUGAUUUCACCCUUGACACAAACAGCUUGGUUGGGAAGCACCUGGAACUGUUACUGCAUCUGACAUUCCUAAAGACAGAGGUAGGAUUUUCAACAAAAAAACUGGAAAUGCAACAUUGACAAAUCCCCCCCCCCACACCCCACACCCACAUACUGUACUGUGCCUUCAGAGAGUAUUCACACCCCUUGACUUUUUCCACAUUUUGUUGUGUUACUAAGUGGGAUUAAAACUGAUUUUUAUUGUCAUUUUUGGUCAACGAUCUACACAAAAUACUGGAAAAAUUCCAACAUUUUACAAAAAUAUAUAAACACUAAUAUAUCUUGAUUAGAUAAGUAUUCAACCCCCUGAGUCAAUACAUGUUAGAAUCACCUUUGUCAGCGAUUACAGCUGUCAGUAUUUUUGGGUAAAUCUCUAAGAGCUUUGCACACCUGGAUUGUACAAUAUUUGCUCUCUAUUUUUAACGGGGGGUGCUGAAAAAAUUGUUUUGCCAGUGCUACAGAUGCUAUAUGGGUCUGUUAAUACAGCACUAUUAAAAGGACCAGUGCGCUACUUUUGUAAAAACAGAAAUUGCGAAAGUAUCCCCCCCCCCCUUGGCAUUUUUCCAAUUUUUAUGCCUUAAAACCUGGAUUUUUUUUAGGGGUUUGUAUAAUUUGAUUGAAAAUUUGAACGUGCAUAACUAUUCACCAACCAACAGAGGAACCUUUUGCAGCAAUUACAGCUGCAAGUCUCUUGGGGUAUUUCUCUAUAAGCUUGGCACAUCUAGCCACUGGAAUUUUUGCCCAAUCUUCAAGACAUAACUGCUCCAGCUCCUUCAAAUUGGGUGGGUUCCGCUGGUGUACAGCAAUCUUUAAGUCAUACUACAGAUUCUCAAUUGGAUUGAGGUCUGGGCUUUGACUAGGCCAUUCCAAGACAUUUAAAUGUUUCCCCUUAAACCACUCAAGUGUUGCUUUAGCAGAAUGCUUAGGGUCAAUGUCCUGCUGGAAGGUGAACCUCCGUCCCAGUUUCAAAUCUCUGUAAGACUGAAACAGGUUUCCUUCAAGAAUGUCCCUGUAUUUAGCGCCAUCCAUCAUUCCUUAAAUUCUGACCAGUUUCCCAGUCCCUGCCGAUGAAAAACAUCCCCACAGCAUGAUGCAGCCACCACCAUGUUUGAAAAUAUGAAGAGUGGUACUCAUUUUUACAUUUUAGUAGACACUCUUAUCAAGAGCGACUUACAGUUAGUGAGUGCAUAUAUAUAUUUUUUUAUACUGGCCCCCCGUGGGAAUCGAACCCACAAGCAAAUGCCAUGCUCUACCAACUGAGCUACAUCCCUGCCGGCCAUUCCCUCCCCUACCCUGGGCCAAUUGUGCGCCGUCCCAUGGGUCUCCUGGUCGCGGCCGGCUACGACAGAGCCUGGAUUCAAACCAGGAUCUCUAGUGGCACAGCUAGCACUGCGAUGCAGUGCCUUAGACCACUGCGCCACUCGGGAACUAAGUGAUGUGUUGCGUUGGAUUUGCCUCAAACAUAACGCUUUUAUUCAGGAUAACAUUUUCAUUUCUUUGCCACAUUUCUUUGCAGUAUAAUGUUAGUGCCUUGUUGCAAACAGGAUGCAUGUUUUGGAUAAUUUUUUAUUCUGUCCAGGCUUCCUUUUUUUCACUCUUUCAUUUAGGUUAGUAUUGUGGAGUAACUACAAUGUGGUUGAUCCAUCCUUAGUUUUCUCAUAUCAGAACCAUUAACAACCACUAAAUGUUUUAAAAUCACCAUUGGCCUCAUUGUGAAAUCCACAAGCAGUUUUCUUCCUCUCCGGCAACUGAGUUAGGAAGGACACCUUUAUCUUUGUAGUGACUGGGGGUAUUGAUACACCAUCCACGUUGUAAUUAAUAACCUCACAAUACUCACAUGUUUUUAGUUUUUUUUACACAUGUACCAAUAGAAUCUUCCUUGCAAGGCAUUGAAAAUACUCCCUGGUCUUUGUGGUUCAAUCUGUUUGAUUGAAGGACCUUACAGAUAAUUGUAUAUGUGGGGUACAGAGAUGAGGUAGUCAUUCAAAUAUCAUGUUAACCACUAUUAUUAUUUUAUUGAAUGAGUCCAUGCAACCUAUGUGAUUUUUACUCCUGAACUUAUGUAGGCUUUCCAUAACAAAGUUUUUGAAUACUUAUUGACUCAAGACAUUUCAGCUUUUCAUUUUUUACUAAAGAUGCAAUAUUCAGAAAUCCCUUCGCUAUUUCCUGGUUGUAAAAAUUCUAAUAGUUCGCCUAACUCCAGUUUAUGUGACAAAACAAUCAGUAAUUAAACCGCAAGGCACUGCAUCUCAGUGCUUGAGGCGUCACUACAGACCCCCUGGUUCGAUUCCAGGCUGUAUCACAACCGGCCGUGAUUGGGAGUCCCAUAGUGCGGCGCACAAUUGGCCCAGCAACGUCCGGGUUCGGCCGGUGUAGGCCGUCAUUGUAAAUAAGAAUUUGUCCUUAACUGACUUGCUCAGUGACACAAAAUCUCAUCUUAAUAAUUUUUAAAUCAGUCUGUAACACAAAAUAAUGUGGAAAAGGUAAAGGGGUGUGAAUACUUUCUGAAGACAAUACAAAAACACUUUUUUUAAGGCAAAAAGUUAGCUUUUGGAGAAAGUAGCCAUAUAAACAAAUCCAUAGACUGUAAACCACUUGUAAUUUAGGUGAACUAUCCCUUCAACUUAAAUGAGUGUCUUUUUUAACAUGUUUUUCUAUCUGAAAGGAAACUGUGUUGAAGGCAAAACUAAUCUGUGACAUCCGUGAGAAAAAGAAGAAAAUCUACUCCACUCUAACCGAGUCAGUAAAGGACACCAUGCAUCGAUGCUACAUAAGUAAGCCUUGAAAUUGACCUUGUUGGGGGUAUAUAUAUAUUUUUAAGUUUAAUUUAAUUUAAAAAAUACAUUUGAUAAAGGAAUGAAUUUGGCACUUACUACUACUAUAGCCCAUAGAAACACAUUCAUAAGCCCAUGCAAAAAAACGGAUAUCUCUAGCUUAAACUAACAGAUUUUGAUGAGGAUUUUUUUAUUAUGUUACAUAGAUUGAUGCACCGGUGCAAUACAGUAUUGUGGCCUAGUCAUGGAAAUUAUAAUGAUAUUUGGGAAGUAACAAGUUUUCUAAAAUAUUUAAAAUAUAUGAAUAGCAGAUGAAGUCAUACAAUGCUUAUGGAAACAAUAUGAUGACUGUGUUUUAGGGGCAUCAGAGCAUACAGGAAAAGAUGCUCUGAAAAGGAUGAAAGAUGAGCUACAUCGUCACAUGAAGAAUAACAACAUUUUCCAGAAGGCCAAGGAAGAUAUGCUGGGUUGUUUAAUCAACCUGAAGGUUUGGCACAUUCGGGGCCGGAUAGCAUAUGAUAGCAAAAUGUGUAGAAUUUUUGGAAAUUUGCUUUAAAACUGCAAAGUGUUCUCUCAGAUUCAUGGCAAAAUGUGUACAAUAGCAGGAAAUUUCCUUUAGAACUGCAACAUUGUCUCUCAGAUUCAUGGCAAAAUGUGUACAAUAGCAGGAAAUUUGCUUUAAAACUGUUAGAAAAAAAAUCUAAUCGUCAUGGCAAAAUGUGGACGAGCAUGAGCUAAGCUAUAAAACAACACAUUUUUUCCUCUGUCCCAUGGCAAAAAGUGUAGAAUUGCAGGUAAUUGGCUUUAAAACUGCUAAAUUUUCUCUUAGCCUCAUGACAAAAUGUAAAAUAGCAUUAUAAAACUACACAUUUUUCUCUCUGCAACAUGGCAAAAUGUGUUGAAAUGCAGUAAGUUAGCUGACAUUGUACAGUAUUGUUAGAAACAUGUAUUAAAGUGUCACUCCACGAUGAUACAAUGAUACAAAAUACAGAUUUUUUUAUCACAUUGUGGACCCCUCAAAUUGAGUUGAGACACUAAAAACAAUCAUAGUCAAACAUGGUACAGACAUCCUCUAUAAUGAAUUACACCAUCUAUACACAUGUAUGUAUAAAAAAAAAAGGUAAAUAAAAGGACAAUUAGGCACUUAAAAAUAAACGUAUUCGUUGGAUGAUAGGAUGUCAGACUUUGGGUCAGGCAUUUACAUUAUUGUUACCUGAUAAAAUUUCACAUCAUUUAUUAUUUUCAUUAAGGCUGUUAAAAUGUUCAUUUUGGUUGGACAGUUGACAAAAAAGAUUAUCCCUAAUUUAGUUUAAUAACCCACAGUAAACCAAGGCAUGACGUUAGGUUUCAAUGGAACCAUUGUUGCCAAAAGUACACAUACACGUUUAUCUAGGGGAGUAUUUUGUAUCGACCAGUCUCAAUAGAGAGAGGGGCCACUCCACAUCUACAUUUUUCAAAGGAGCUUCGAUAUUGCUUGGAUAAAACAGUACGUACAUAGGGUUCUGUCCCAAAAGUGCAUUUAAAAAGCAGGUUAUGGGUGCAUUUUCUGAUGGGUUAAGUUUAGUACUCCUCUUGGGAUCUACAUGUUUCCACAUGUCACCAUAGCAGUUAUGAUCGCACUUGCUGAAUUCAAAUAUUUGCGGCCAAAAUGCACUCAAGAAGUAGCUAGUUUAUGAACACCUGGUGCACAGCAUUUAGACUUGGUUGUGGUAAAGUACAAUCAUCCCUUAGUAUGAGAGUGGACUAAAUAAUAUUUUCUGUCCUACAUUAGGAACACAUCGUGAUGCAGCUGAAGUGCAAACUACAAGAAUCAAUGGAUCUCUCACUCAAGACCCCCAACAGCUCGUUCCUCCCAGGUAAAUGAAACAGACCAAAUGCUUUACCUAUUCCAAUAUAGUUAAAGUCAAGUACUCAUCAGAAUAAGUCUGGAAACCAUGUCCACUUUAUCUUGAGCUGCAUUUAGCUUGUGUCAUAAGUACAUGUGUGAACCCUACUUACAUUUCAGAACCACAAUAUUUGAAAGAAGAUGCAUAAUUUGUUUUUCAGCAAAACUUUAGCCAUGCCACUUGUUUUGGUGUACAGUUGAAGGAUGGGGCUGGGGAAAUGUAACCCAUAUCACAUUUGUAGAGAGCAUUCUUAAUGCAAGGACUGACAAUCCAUGACAUCCAUUUGAUAGUUUUAAAGUAACAGUCCAGUUUUUCCAGAUUUCUAUGAAACAUGACCUAUAAUUAAUUACAAAAGGAGUGAAAUAUGUUUUACUUAAAAAAUAAAUGAAAAACUAUGUUAAAAGCAGCUUUUCUGUGUUGGAAUGGUAUGGGUGUAUCCCAAUAACAGAAUGGUGUGGGCGUAUACUGGUCAUUCAAAAUAUUAAUGUGAGUAGACCCCUGAUUGGCCUACUCAUCCUAUAAUAUGUUGUUAAAAAUGCUUGCUAUUUCCUCAUACAGGAUGAUGUCUGAGGAUGACCUCAUCCUCUAUGAAGAAAGAGCAAGCAUUUUUUAAGUUUGAGGUGGGGGGGUUUAAGUGUUUUUCAGUUUUUCUCCGCUUUAUGCUUUGUCCCAAAUAUGAGUCUGGGAUGAGCCAACAACAUUAUUUGGGUAUGAGUUAACAGAAUAUUGACUUUUAAAAGUGAGAUAUUCACUUGACAGAUACUUAAUAACCCUUUGACACAUACGAUCACAUAUUUAUGAUCAUUGAUGAGUGGUCCCUGCAGCGUACCAUCGCAGAUAUGUGAUUGGAACAGUAGCAACAAAACGAAUAAUAAAACAAACACAUCUAAACAGCAUUGUUGUCUGAAAGCAUGUAAACUAUGUUUUGUACUGAUGGGAAAUAAAGGUCUUCACAACUUUAUUCCUCAAUUUCACCUUUUAUUGUAAAAGAUAAAUACGAACUUCAUCAUCUAAGCAUCACACGGAACACAUCCACAGCCAAACAUAUUCAAUAAACCAGUCUAAAUAACAGGUUGCACUGACAAAAAAACAAAGCAUAAGUUAGUGACCUAACAGCUAGAUUUGUUUACAAUGUAUCACAUCUUUGCUGAGCACAAGGGAGAAAUUAGAAAUCAGUUAAGCUAACAGCAGCUAAAUUAUUUAUGAUGGCAGCCAUGUUUGUUUGUUUGACAAGCGAAAACUCCCUAAUCCCAGGAUGCCAUUCACUAAAACUCAAAUAAACAAAGUCAAAGUCAAAGAUGGCUGAAAAUAUUAACUUAGUUUGGCCACUUUUCAGCAUAUUACAAAUAUUUGAUGUACUUGUUACAGUGUAUACAAGAACCGGAGCACAUGACUUGACAAGUCAUUUACAGUUUUUAGAAAUCACAAAGCAAGUAAAAUGUUAUCACCUCAAAGAUCAUCACCCCAAAUAAAAGCCUAACCGUAGCGCGAAAGCUAAACAGGGAUGAAACCAUUUUAGGGAGGUUUGUGAGGGGGUUCAUUUAAUUUGAAGGGGGUUUUCAAGUCCAUGGGGGGUAGAAAUGGGGGAAGGUAUCGUGGGGGGAUAUGAUGCAGGAAUUAUUACUAUGACGGGGGAUUUAUCAAUAAAUGAGGGGCAAACACAGGAGAAGUCUAUAAGAUAAAUACAAAUAAAACCCUGGAAAGGGGGUCUGAGCUGGCAACCCUGAGGUACCAUAGUUACAAUCUGAUGCCACAAUCAAAACAACUGGCAACUUAGAACUCGGAAAUCUCUGAGUUCCGACUUCAGUGCAUUCAAGACAACUGGGAACUCUGAAAAAAACUAGCUCUGACUGGGAAAAAUAGUUUCCAACGGUCAUCUAACUCGGAAAUCUAACUCGGGAACUCAGGCCUCUUUCUAGACCUCUUACUUUCCGACCUGUAAGAUCACUGACAUCAUGAGUUGACCUUGUAUUAUUCAGAGUUCCGAGUUGUCUUGAAAGCACCAUAACUCAGUCGAGUGAACCAUCCCUUAACCUCGUUUUGUUAUAACAUCUUUGGUGUGACGGACGCUUACGUGACACAAGAAUAUAUUGUAUGAUGUCAACAAACAUGGAGCCACACAACUGGCAAAUAACUUAUCAUUAGCAUAAUCAGUACAACCUUCAAAAAAUUAUUUUACACACAUAUGUGUCCAUUACAAUCUAUGCAAGAAUCAAAAUGCAUGAUUUGUUAUCAGUACUUGAAAAUGUGAAUAAAACAGUAAAUACAUUAUGCUCCAUGCAUACAUACAUUAUACUACAGUAGAAACGACAACAUGAUAUAAGGAAAGUAAGGCAAUUACUUUGAUAGGAACACAUGUCCAAAGUAUCUGUAAGGAAAACAACAAUGAAGCCAAUGCGAGCGCCAGCCAGAAAAUGUGCCAGGUGGGAAAGGUUUGUGCAAGACCUGUUCUGACUAGAGAUGCACAAAUGUCUGCAUACUUGAUCUGGGGAAACACUGGGAAAGUGCUUGGGCUCUCGUCGAAGAGAGAAGUUUGUCGGGCUCAGUUAAGCCUCAAACAUAAAUUGUCCGCAACAGUGAAAUGGGCGACUUCUUAUGUGAAUUAAUGAGUAGCCGGAACACACCUCAAUUCAAACUGUUAGAAAAUAAAACUUUCAAAUAAUUUGAAAUUGACAAGUUAAAACAUAGCCUAUAGAUAAUUAGCAGGCAGCAUGCCUUGGUUUGAGGGCAGCGCGGGUUAAGUGUCCUGUUGCAUGAAAUCACAUUUUGGAACAGUGAGUGCAUUCUGAUAUCACGCGCAUAAAAAAACUCCCGCUGGGGGUGACCGUUAGAGAUAUUUUGAACUCAAAAAUAUAUGUUGAAGAUUACUUGAAUCAGCCUCAACAAACAUCAGCUAACUUUAGCCUCCACAGGCUAACAAUCAACAGAAGUGAUGGAGAAAUUUGAGCAUGUUUUGUUUUCUUAAAUGGCCAAUACACCUUUAAGUAACAUCAAACCAAAUACAGAGUUGAUUUUGAGUUGAUUUCAGGUGAUUUGGCCACCAUAUAACAUCAAGUUGUAAAAUCCUGAACUUCCCCUUUAAAAGCUGAUGCUUGUCCUGAAUUAUUUUUCUUAUGCAGAUGUCACUGUGGAGUAUAACAAGAUGAAGAUGUGCUAUGAGAAACUGAUGAGUUGCAAGCCUACAAAUCGGUAACUAUUGAUCACUGAAACUUCCACUACUUUAUCAUGGCCUUUUCCUGUGGUCAUGAUUACCACUAAUCAAUUCCACACAGAAUCUACAAAGACAUUACGUCAAGAGUGUUUGACUCUUUUGAUUUAAAAAAGGAGUUUACAACUGUCACCUUUGCCCUUUGUCUGCCUUGCAGGCUCCAAUGCCCCAAGGCAGGUAUUUUCCCAUGCAUAUCUACUGGACUGGUGUUUCUGAUGGAAGGGAAGGGAGAUGUGGUUUCCAUGAUGACUCAAUGGGACAGGAGCCUGCUGGGCUCCAGGAUACCAGCAGGACCCCUAUUCAGCAUUGAAUGCCCUGAGCAGUCUGUCCGCCAACUGCAUCUCCCACACUGUAUGUGUGAUGGUAAGUGAUGGAUCGCUGUAUGUGUGAUGGUAAGUGAUGCGUCACUGUAUGUGUGAUGAUAAGUGAUGCAUCACUGUAUGUGUGAUGGUAAGUGAUGCAUAAUUUCUAAUAAUACAAUAAUAAAAGGGGUAUGACAUGAUACUACCACUGAAUAAUACAUUCAAUAAUAAUACAUAAUUUGGUGAGACUUACAGUCAAUUAAAGCAUUGUUCUUAUUCUGCAGGGGAGAAUGACAUUUUGUCUGUGGCCCAUAUUAUUGAUGGCAACAUGGAGAUUUUUCAUCCAUUCAAGACAACUGCUACACAUGUGAUUGUAAACAUCACACACCUCUCCCUCUUUGGCCUCAUUAGAAAUAGGUUCUCCUUCCACCCGGUCCAAAGCCAGGUGCUGCUGUUCCUCCAACCACAAGGGAACAGACCUCAGAAGUGCAUACUGAAUGUUUUUUUGUUGCCCAACAAUGUACCACUUUGUGAGGUAAUAUUUACAGUAUCAAGGAAAUCAUUAUGUACACUGCAAGAGCUGUUUGGUACACUGAGAAUGUAAACCUACAGUGGCUUCAGAAAAUAUUCACACCCCAUGCCUUUUUCCAAGUUUUGUUGUCUCACAGCCUACAUUUUAAAUUCAUUAAAUUGAGAUUUUGUGUCACUGGCCUACACACAAUACCCCAUAAUGUCAAAGUGGAAAUAUGUUUUUCGAAAUUGUUACUAAUUUAUACAAAAUCUAAGCUGAAAUGUAUUUUACAUUUACCAGACGCUCUUAUCCAGAGCGACAUAUAGGGUUAAGUGCUUUGCUCAAGGGCACUUCGGCAGAUUGUUCACCCAGUCGGUGGCUCAGAGAUUUGAACCAGCGACCUUUCAGUUAUUGGCCCACUAGGAUACCUGAGUCAAUAACUAUUCAACCCCUUUGUUAUGGCAAGCCUAAACAAGUUCAGGAGUAAACAUGUGCAUAACAAGUCACAUAAGUGGCAUGGACUCACUCUGUAUGCAAUAAUAGUGUUUAACAGGAUUUUUUUAUGACUACCUCAUCUCUGUACCCCACACAAACUGUAAAAUUAUUUUUAAGGUUCCUCAGUUGAGUAGUGAAUUUCAAACACAGAUUCAACCACAAAGACCAGGGAGAUUUUACAAUGUCUCGCAAAGAAGGGCACCUAUUAGUAUAUGGGUAACCAUAAAAAAAGCAUACAUUGAAUCUUCAUUUGAGCGUGGUGAAGUUCUUAAUUACAAUUUGGAUGGUGUAUGAAGAGGCUGUGAUAGGAGAAAACUGAGGUUACUUCAUAAUACUAACCUAAAUGACAGAGUGAAAAGAAGGAAGUCUGUACAGAAUACAAAUAUUCCAAAACAUGCAUCCUGUUUUCAAUACGGCAUUAAAGUAAAAGCGUUAUGUUUGGGGCAAAUCCAACACAACACAUCACUGAGUACCACUCUUCAAGCAUGGGGGUGGCUGCAUCAUGUUAUGGAUAUGCUUAUUAUCGUCAAGGACCAUGGAGUUUUUUAGGAUGAAAAGAAACGGAAUAGAGCUAAGCACAGGCACAAUCCUAGAGGAAAACCUGGUUCAGGCAGCUUUCCAAUAGACACUGGGAGACAAAUUCACCUUUCAGCAGGACAAUAACCUUAAACGCAAGGCCAAAUACACACUGGAGUUGCUUACCAAGACAACAUUGAAUGUUCCUGAGUGGCCUAGUUACAGUUUUUACUUAAAUCGGCUUGAAAAUCUAUCGCAAGACUUGAAAAUGAUCAACAACCAACUUGAAAGAGCUUGAAUAAUUCUCUAAAGAAUAAUGUGCAAAUAUUGUACAAUCCAGGUGUGCAAAUCUCGUAGAGAGUUACCCAGAAAGAUUCACAGCUGUAAUCACUGCCAAAUGUGAUUCUAACAUGUAUUGAAAUGUCAGAAGUUUGAUUUCGAAAAUUGAUCUUAUUGAAAUUAUGGCUUCUCAAACUAAAUCUGAAAUUGUGAUAAUUAUUGAGACUUGGUAAAAAAAAGUAUGUGCCAGACUCUGACAUGUCUCUAAAUGGAUAUAAUGUUUAUAGAUCUGACAGAGCUAGCAGAGUUGGGGCUGUUGCCAUAUUCAUAAAGAACAACUUGAAUGUUACCAUGUGUAUCACCACCUCUGUCCUUAAGCAAUUUGUAUGCCUUGGUAAUAAUCCCCAACUAACGUUAGCUGGCGUUUAUCGCCCUCCCUCUGCCCUCCUAAUUGCUCUUAGCAAAUUAUCUGACUUGCUGUCUAACUUGCUGUCUAACUAUACUAUACUAAUUAUACUAAUUAUUAAUAUUGGGUGAUUUUUAACCUGGAUUGGUUGAUGCCAGUAUCAGACAGACUGAAAUAUAUUUGUACUGGGUUAAAUGUAACUCCAAUGAUAGCUAAAUCAACCUGCCCCAACUUAAAUCACCCUGAAAAAUCUACUAUUUUUUAUAUAAUUCUGACAAACGCCCCUCAUAAGUAUACAGCCAAUGGAAUCUUUGCUAACGAGCUCAGUGACCAUUGUCCCAUUGCCUGCAUUAGAGAUACUAAGCUACCUAGAUUAUGUCCACGCAUUAUUACAAAGAUAACAAUUUUAACUUUCAAUGAACAACAUUUCCUGUAUGACCUGGGAUUGUGUGAUUGGGAGGGUGUGUCCUCUAUCGCUGACUCGGAUCAGACCCUUAAACGUUUUACCUCUCUGUUUAACUCUGUUGUAGAUAAGCAUGUCCCAUAUAACAGAUCAAAGGUAAAGGACAGAUCUAACACAUGGUUCACACAUUCAUUGUCUAAAAUAUUUAAUGAAAGAAAUUUAGCUUGGGCUUGGGCUAAGGCUAGAUUGACUGAUUCUUCCUGUGACUGGCAGUCCUUCAGACAUUUGAGAAAUAGAUGUCUUGCUCUAGUUAGAAAAGCAAAGUCAAUAUACUUCUUGAAUUGUGUGUCUGAGAGUGGUGGAAAUCCAGCAUAAUUCUGGAAAGUGGACAAAUCUUUGAGAAAAAAAACUCAACCCCCCCCAUUGCCCUAGCAGGUUAUGACAGCCUCUGGUUAUGACAGCCUCUAGUCCCAUAACAGACAAAAAUGACAUUUGUGGUGCUUUUAAUAACCAUUUUGCCUCAGCUAGCCAUCUUUUUGAAGAAAUGGUUUCUGAAAAUACCUCAAGCUCCACUAGAGGGAGGCCUUUAUUCACCUCUCAGCAAAUAGUAGAGAAUGAUGCACUUCCAGGCACUCACUGUUUAUUUUUUCAUUUUAAUGAUUUUAUGCCAAUGAUGUAUUAGGUGCCCUGCAAAAAAAAAAAUAUAUGUAAAAAAAAUAGAUUGGAUCUGAUUCACUUGAUCCCUUUCUACUGCAGCUUUUUGCUCCCCUCAUUGUAGAACCUUUGACGCACCAUUUUAAUUUAACAAUUGCUUCUGGUGUUAUCCCUAAGAUCCGGAAGGUGGCGCAUGUCCUCCCUCUUUACAAAGGUGUGGAUCCUUCUGACAUGGAUAACUACCGCCCAAUCUCUAAACUAUCUUGCCUUGCAAAAAUAUUAGAAUCACUGGCAAACUCUCAGCUAAGAACUUCAAAUUGUAUUCUUAAUGUGUACCAGUCUGGUUUUAGACAUAUAGCUCUAUCAGCAGAUACGCUUCAAUUAUAUAUUAAAUUGCUUAGAUCAUAGGAAUCACUGUGCUGAGAUAUUUAUAGAUCUAUCCAAGGCUUUUGAUACCGUCGACCACUCCCUACUCAUUCAAAGGUUGUCUGAAAUGCGCCUUGACCAGGCGUCUUGCAAGUAGUUUGGGAACUAUCUGUCAGACAGGACACAAUUUGUGCUUUCUGAUGGUGUUAAGUCAAGUUACCUCAAUAUUACUAAAGGUGUCUGACAGGGGUCGAUUUUGGGACCUGUCCUCUUUUCUACUUUUAUAAAAAAUAUUGGUCUAUCAGCAAAAACCUGUACGCAGAUGACACUGUUAUGUACGAUAUUGCCCCAUGGCUUAACAGGCUAUGUUGUAGCUGCAAUCUGAUUUUGUUGUCUUGCAGAAAGUCCUUGUCAAUUUGAAAUUGGUACAUAAUGCUGGAAAAACUAAAUGUAUGCUGUUUUCUAAUUAUAUCAUAUAAAUAUUUCAGAUUACUUACAUAUUUAUGCAUCGAGCAGGUUCCCGCCUAUAAAUAUCAGGGCUUUUAGACUGACAAUAAAUUGACGUUUAAAAUACACAAAUUACUCAAGUAAAAGUGAAAGUCACCCAGUAAAAUAAAAUACUAAUUAAGUAAAAGUCAAAAAGUAUUUGGUUUGAAAUAUACCUAAGUAUCAAAAGUAAAUGUAAUCGCUAAAAUAUACGUAACUAUCAAAAGUAAAAGUAAAAGUAUAAAUCAUUUCAAAUUCCUUAUAUUAAGCAAGCCAGACGGCACCAUCUUCUUGUUUUUCUUAUAAUUUACGGAUAGCUAGGGGGACACUCCCAACACUCAGACAUAAUUUACAAACGAAGUAUUUGUGUUUAGUGAAUCCGCCAGACCAGGGAUGUUCUCUUGAUAAGUGCGUGAAUUAGACAAUUUUCCUUUCCUGCUAAGCAUUCAACAUGUAAUGAGUACUUUUGGGUGUCGGGGAAAAUGUAAGGAGUAAAAAGUACAUUAUUUUAUUUUGGAAUGUAGUGGAGUAAAAUUAAAAGUUGACAAAAAUAUAAAUAGUAAAGUAAAGUACAGAUACCAAAAAAAACGACUUAAGUAAGUACUUUACACCACUGCCCUUUGCUUUAUCACAGGUGACAGUUUUAAUACGCAUCACUGUGUCCUGUAUCAAAAGGUUGACUGGUCCUCAUUAAUGUCCCAUAUGUCACUUCAUUACUCCCUCUUUGUUUACAAAUCUAUACUACACAAACUUCUGACUUACUUAAUUUCAUUGCUGAAGUAUAAAAACAUGAGCUACCAAACCUUUCACAGGGUUGGUUAACUCUUAAGGUUCCUCGGGUCUCCACCUAAUUAGGUAAAUCCGCUUUUAGUUUUAAUGCGCCCCACUGCUGGAACAAUCUGCAGAUCUCAUUCAAAUGUGAUGUUCUGGUGCCACUCAGGCAGUUUAGUGUUGAUUGAGGACUUAGUAGCUGAGAAAUGCAACUGUUGUUUGUGAUUGUGUUUUUGCUUUUCUGGUGCAUUUUAACAUGUAUUUAUGGAUGUGUAGUUUAAAUGUGUAUAUUGUAUCAUGCUGUGUAUUGUGUACACAGGGCUCAACUGGAAAUGAGACCCUCGGUCUCAGGGUUGUGAAUAAAUUUGCAAACAUUUCUAAAAACAUUUUCACUCUGCCAUUAUGGGGUUUUGUGUGUAGAUGGGUGAGAAAAAAAUGAUUUUAAUCCAUUAUGAAUUCAGGAUUUAACACAACAAAAUAUGGAAUAAAUUAUGGGGUAUGAAUACUUUCUGAAGGCACUGUAGCUAUUGCUCUAGCUGGAUAAAUGAUGGUAAAAUGGCUCAUUACCGUUACUUGAUUUCUCUCAGAACUGUUAGUAUGAACGUAUUUGAUCAGUUUGCCGUGAAGUAAUGCACCUAUAUUCUUCAAAGGUGGAACGUCAACAGAGAGGGAGUACUUUCAUUCAAACCAGCUCCAACUGCACAUUGACUCCUAGAGGAAAAUAUGGUCUCUGCUGUGAGCUGGUGGCAAAUUCUAGGAUACAGCCAAAAGUAAGCAUGGCCAUCACAUACAACCAUACAGUCUUAUAUACAGUGGGGAGAACAAGUAUUUGAUACACUGCCGAUUUUGCAGGUUUUCCUACUUACAAAGCAUGUAGAGGUCUGUAAUUUUUAUCAUAGGUACACUUCAACGGCGAGAGACGGAAUCUAAAACAAAAAUCCAGAAAAUCACAUUGUAUGAUUUUUAAGUAAUUAAUUUGCAUUUUAUUGCAUGGCAUAAGUAUUUGAUACAUCCGAAAAGCAGAACUUAAUAUUUGGUACAGAAACCUUUGUUUGCAAUUACAGAGAUCAUACGUUUCCAGUAGGUCUUGACCAGGUUUGCACACACUGCUGCAGGGAUUUUGUCACACUCCUCCAUACAGACCUUCUCCAGAUCCUUCAGGUUUCAGGGCUGUUGCUGGGCAAUACAGACUUUCAGCUCCCUCCAAAGAUUUUCUAUUGGGUUCAGGUCUGGAGACUGACUAGGCCACUCCAGGACCUUGAGAUGCUUCUUACGGAGCCACUCCUUAGUUGCCCUGGCUGUGUGUUUCGGGUCAUUGUCAUGCUGGAAGACCCAGCCACGACCCAUCUUCAAUGCUCUUACUGAGGGAAGGUUGUUGGCAAAGAUCUCGCGAUACAUGGCCCCAUCCAUCCUCCCCUCAAUACGGUGCAGUCGUCCUGUCCCCUUUGCAGAAAAGCAUCCCCAAAGAAUGAUGUUUCCACCUCCAUGCUUCACGGUUGGGAUGGUGUUCUUGGGGUUGUACUCAUCCUUCUUCUUCCUCCAAACACAGCGUGUGGAGUUUAGACCAAAAAGCUCAAUUUUUGUCUCAUCAGACCACACGAACUUCUCCCAUUCGUCCUCUGGAUCAUCCAGAUGUUCAUUGGCAAACUUCAAACGGGCCUGGACAUGCGGCAAUUGUGCAAGUUCUCCCACUUAAAAAGACGAGAGAGGCCUGUAAUUUUCAGAAUUUCUUUUCUCCAGAAAAUCACAUUGUAGGAUUUUUAAUGAAUUUAUUUGCAAAUUAUGGUGGAAAAUAAGUAUUUGGUCACCUACACACAAGCAAUAUUUCUGGCUCUCACAGACCUGUAACUUCUUCUUUAAGAGGCUCCUCUGUCCUCCACUCGUUACCUGUAUUAAUGGCACCUGUUUGAACUUGUUAUCAGUAUAAAAGACACCUGUCCACAACCUCAAACAGUCACACUCCAAACUCCACUAUGGCCAAGACCAAAGAGCUGUCAAAGGACACCAGAAACAAAAUUGUAGACCUGCACCAGGCUGGGAAGACUGAAUCUGCAAUAGGUAAGCAGCUUGGUUUGAAGAAAUCAACUGUGGGAGCAAUUAUUAGGAAAAGGAAGACAUACAAGACCACUGAUAAUCUCCCUCGAUCUGUGAAUGGUGAGCAAAAAUCCCAGAACCACACGGGGGGACCUAGUGAAUGACCUGCAGAGAGCUGGGGCCAAAGUAACAAAGCCUACCAUCAGUAACACACUACGCCGCCAGGGACUCAAAUCCUGCAGUGCCAGACGUGUCCCCCUGCUUAAGCCAGUACAUGUCCAGGCCCGUCUGAAGUUUGCUAGAGUGCAUUUGGAUGAUCCAGAAGAGGAUUGGGAGAAUGUCAUAUGGUCAGAUGAAACCAAAAUAUAACUUUUUGGUAAAAACUCAACUCGUUGUGUUUGGAGGACAAAGAAUGCUGAGUUGCAUCCAAAGAACACCAUACCUACUGUGAAGCAUGGGGGUGGAAACAUCAUGCUUUGGGGCUGUUUUUCUGCAAAGGGACCAGGACGACUGAUCCGUGUAAUGGAAAGAAUGAAUGGGGCCAUGUAUCGUGAGAUUUUGAGUGAAAACCUCCUUCCAUCAGCAAGGGCAUUGAAGAUGAAACGUGGCUGGGUCUUUCAGCAUGACAAUGAUCCCAAACACACCGCCCGGGCAACGAAGGAGUGGCUUCGUAAGAAGCAUUUCAAGGUCCUGGAGUUGCCUAGCCAGUCUCCAGAUCUCAACCCCAUAGAGUUGAAAGUCCGUGUUGCCCAGCGACAGCCCCAAAACAUCACUGCUCUAGAGGAGAUCUGUAUGGAGGAAUGGGCCAAAAUACCAGCAACAGUGUGUGAAAACCUUGUGAACACUUACAGAAAACGUUUGACCUGUGUCAUUGCCAACAAAGGGUAUAUAACAAAGUAUUGAGAAACUUUUGUUAUUGGCAAAAUACUUAUUUUCCACCAUAAUUUGCAAAUAAAUUCAUAAAAAAUCCUACAAUGUGAUUUUCUGGAUUUUUUUUCUCAUUUUGUCUGUCAUAGUUGACGUGUACCUAUGAUGAAAAUUACAGGCCUCUCUCAUCUUUUUAAGUGGGAGAACUUGCACAAUUGGUGGCUGACUAAAUACUUUUUUUCCCCACUGUAUUCCUUUGUAAUGUGCUAUUACUGGUUUGUGGUGUUGGGUUUGAUUAGUGUUUUUUAUGUGCAUAUACCUGACACCAUGAAGUUCCCACAGGAAAAAAAGGUUGUAUGUGCUUUAUGGCCAGCUACAGUAUUUCUAGCUCUCUUUUGCUGUCUGUAUUUGGCUAAUAUUCUUUUUCAUUUUGUGUUUCAGAGUGGGCAGUUUGACUAUGACUAUAGCCCAAACUUCCACCCCACAUUUCAGGUGUUUUUGGACUGCAUGUUGGGUGCAGAGAACAUCAGACUGAGACUUUUAGACAGAGGACGAAAUGACCAAAGAGUGUGGGAGUGUCUGGUUCCAACAGGUUAGAUCAAAUGCCAGUUUGCUAUUAACCUGUACACCCCUCACAACCUACUUAUUUAAACUGUAUUCAACACACAUGAUAAAAUCAAUCUGAUUCAAUUUUCUUCAGAUUUCGAACCACCUCAAAUCAAUCCGAUCAACCCUAAUCCAGGUAUGGUUUGGUUUUCUCUUUCAUUGUCUAUGGCUAAACCUCUGAUAUGGAAUGUGUUUGAGUGUCACACAAAGGAAUCAAUCAUUGUUUUGUUAACUUUUAUUUUAGAAAUAAAGCAUCAAGUGAUCAGUCCUGUAUAUACUGUAUAUAUUUAUACUCCGGACUCCGACAUUGCUCUUCCUAAUUUUAAUUCCAUUAUUUUACUUUUUAGAUGUGUGUAUUGUUGUGUAGAGAUAUAUGUUAGAUAUUAUUACACUGUUGGAGCUAGGAACACAAGCAUUUCUCUAUACCCUCAAUAACAUUUGCUAAAUUUGUGUGUUCAACCAAUAACAUUUUAUUUUAUUUGUUAAAAGAAACACAUUCAGACAAAUAUGUUUUGUUGUGUUUAGUGGCUUGUUAUGUAGAACACACGUUUUCUUCAGGGUUUUAGUUAAUUAUGGCUCUAAUAAUAUGACCUAGUUGUGUAUGCAUUUUCUGACAUGAAUCUCAGGUGCUGAGGCUGAACUGAACCAGCUCUCGGGUGAAGAAUUUGUGGAUAAUCAUAUGGCUGAUCUCAUUCAGAGGGUCACGAUGGUGCGAUCUGUAUCAGAUUACCUGCUUGCGAAGAAUAUGAUCCAAGAUGAAAUGUGUGCAAGAAUCCGCAGGGCUUCUACCAAUCAGGAACAAAUGAGAAUAAUGUUUGAGGCUGUACGAGCAGGAGGACCAAGA
Messenger RNA from Coregonus sp. 'balchen', 32317 nucleotides. Lineage: Eukaryota; Metazoa; Chordata; Actinopteri; Salmoniformes; Salmonidae. The record is from the annotation of a GenBank genome assembly.